AUACCAAUUCGUUAUUGAAGUCGAAUCUUUGCAACAAAAGCAAACGAGGAAUUGGUGUUGUCGCAAGUAUAUUUUAUUCGAUAUUUUUGUUCAACAAUUUAACAGUGACGAAAAUAAUUAAGUAAUCUUCUGUAAUAAAAAAUUGUGCGUAAGUUUAAUUUUUUGCUUGAAAAGCACCGAUUGUGACAUGAAAAAAUAUAUCUUCAGAAAGAUGAAUAUGUUGGAAAAAAAUUAAGAGUACAUAAAUUUCAAAGUGGAAAGGAAUUGAAGAAAAAGAAAGAUGUGCUGAAGAUUAAAUACAAGAAGUAAAUACACAUAUUUUUGCAAAAUAAAUCAAGUAUUUUAUUUAAAAAUGCUAAAUAUUUAUAUAAACUAUAAAUGGUGUAAUAAAUAGUGAUGUCAAGUGCAAUAAAAGUGGUUUAUUCUUGUCCCCAAUAAAAAGGAUAAAAUAAGAGCUAGAAUUUUCACAAACGGAGUGUAAAAUUGUUUCAGUGCUGAUUUGAUUAGGUCCAAAUUAGCCGAGUAACCAAAUAGUCACGGUUGUCAUAAAGUUGUUAUAUCUGUGCUCAGCUUAUAAAAAACAUUUGCACUAAUUAAAUAUAAUGCAGAACAGUAGCAAUUCCAACCGUCAAGGCAAAGAGAAACGUUUCUCUAUCCACGAUGCAUUCGAAGAGGAGACAGACGAGGCCAUACGCGUGUAUGGUUCCACCGUGAUAUCAACACCCAUGCGUGCAAAGCAACGUUCAACCGAUGAUGUAUCCAUUCGCAUUCAGGAUCCAAAAAACUACACCAAAUACGCAGAGGAUACGACAUCGCGUGACAGCGACUCGCUGAUCCAGGAGUACGGCAACAUACCCACAGAGGAGACAAACACAUACUGUUGGCGGCAUCCGAAGGUGCGCGAAAACUGGCGAACUGUAUUAGCGGCUGUCACCUUGCUGAUUGUCGGCACUGGACUCUUUGUAUUCGGCACAUUCGCUGUCGCAGAUCCGGCGAACACAUCACAGGGUGUGGUGUUCUUUGUUGCCGGCUUAAUCUGCUUCAUACCGGGCGCUUAUCAUGUCGUCUACAUUUGGCUGGCAGCCAAGGGAUACAGAGGGUUCGACUUUUACCACCUGCCGUUGUUUACAUAAAACAACGACGACGCCAACACCGUCAACUACCAAGCUAGAUGGGUAGACAACAAUGACGAUGACGACGACGACGACGACGAAGACGACAACAACGACUACGACAUGGGUGAAGGCAUUAAUCAAGACGUUGGCCAUGACAAUGAUAAAACCGAUAGUAGAAUGGCUUAAUACGCAACGAAGUUGCAUAUGUCUCCUAUAUGUACAUGUACGCGUAUGUUUAUCCAGCAUUCAGAGCUUGACAUUAUCCUUUGCUUACAGCGCUGUUUUGUCGUCUUAGAGAUUUGCGUGUUGUGUGUUGACCGGCGGCAUAGUCGAAAUAUUUAAACAUAGUUAAUAUUACGGUAGAAAUGGUCUUCGCCGCGCUUAAAAAGCAGCUGAUUUUUUGUUACUAACAUCACAACAUCGUCAUUACAUCUUAACUUAUUCGUGGAGCAAGGCAGUUUCCCAAAGCAAACACACUAAAAAAUCGUAUUGCCUAGCGGUCGCUCACCACCACCAUGCGUACACACGGCAUUUUGUCGUUGUGGAGUUUGACUAAACACACACACAUAUAUGUAUACAUACAUAGUUUACUUCGGCCCAGUGGGCAAAGUGCACGCCAAAUUUAUAUGACUUAGAAGGCUGCGUCUCUAACUCAUCUUAGUAUCUAGUUAAGAUAUACUAAAAACGCUUCUGAUAUUACAUAAACGGUAUACUAUAGUAAAACGUAGAAAGCAAUGAAACAAUAAGUGUCACUCUCUUAGUUUUAUGACGUACGAAAUUCUAAAUUUCACUAUCGCUGGUAAAUAGUUUUCUAUUUAUUUAUGUAUAUUUAGCUGUGUAACUAAGUGUGAACAGAAAUUCGAUACCACUUGCGUAAGGACGGCUACAAAUUGCAUAUGGAAAACGAACUGCAAAUAAGUGAAAUACAAUAGAAGUUAGGGGGAGCGUUUGAGAAGCGAAGUCACAGGGUGUUAAAAGAGUUGGAGUUCUAGGCGGAUGUUCGUGGGCAUGCUGCAGUGACUGAACAAACAACAAAACCAACAUUUGUCAGAAAUCCAAGCACGUAGCUGAUAUUUAAUGCAGUCAACUUAAUAUUUCGCUUUUAAUCCUGCGAAAUUACUAAAUAAAAAUAUAAAAAUUAAUAAAACGAUUCCCUUGUAACAUUUUCAAAAAAAAAAAUUAUAAAGUAAAUGUAAAAUAUGCAAAAGUUAACAACAACGCCUGCACGCCACUAAAAAUUAAGAAUUAUAAUAACAACUAAGCGUUUAUGCCGAACUAAUAAGUGCACACACAUUUUUAGGAAAUUUAAGUAACCAAUUUAGCAAUGCAAAGAACGGGCAGUCUUGAAGGCAAUGCUUUCAAAGCAAUGCUUGCGAGAAAUUAAAAUCAAUCAAUCAGAAAUAAAUAGCAAAAACGUAUUACUUGUAUCAUGUGCUUCGAAUUACUGAUUAGCACUGAUUUUUCAAAAAUUUUGUGAUUGGUUUGAAAUCGUUUGGCCCCUGAAUAAAUCCUGCCACUAACUGAAAGUUACCUAAAACUAGUUACGAAAAUUGUGCAGAGCAUACGGCCCCUGAUCUAUUCACUAUAAAAAAGUGGUUCUCCAUAUGGACUACAAACCCGGGAAUAAUUGUCCUCGAUCUCCCCCCACUCUCGGUCUCUGAUGAUGUCGUCUGUAUCCAUUCUUUAUAUCGUCAUCUAAAAUGCAAAAUAACGUAACAUCACUUUUCAUAAGUUUACAGGUGAAAGAAAAACAAAGUAGUAGUAACCAACCACUCAUAUUAAAAUAUAAAAUUUGAAUUUUGGUUAUAAAAUGGUUAUAUAUCAGUUAUAUUUUGGUUAUAUCUGCUAUAUAUAUGUUAAAUAUAUGAUGUAGUAUAUCGUAAACAUUAAAAAAAAACUCAACCGCUCAUAUUGAAACAAAAUUUGAGUUUUGGUUAUAAAAUGGUUAUAUAUCAGUUAUAAAAUGGUUAUAUAUUGGUUAUAUCUGCUAUACAUAUGUUAUAUGAUGUAGUAAAUCGUAAGCAAUAAAAAAUUCUACCACUUAUAUUGAAACAAAAUUUGAGUUUUGGUUAUAUAAUGGUUAUAUAUUAUUUUUAUUGGUUAUAUCUGACAACCGAAGCUGAAAAUAAAAAAAUAUAAAACUCUCAAUUUCGAUUUUGUUGAUGAUACGUUGUUUUGAGUUUUAGCUGACGAUAUAAUUGUUCUGACUUCUUGAAGCCUUCCACGCAAUAUCAGCUGCAAUUAAAAUGCCCGUUCUUCUUUCAAGUGCACACAUUCGUCAAAUUGAUAUUUUGCUGCUCGAAUUUCGAAAUCUCCUUGGUAUGCAAAUGAGUUUAGAGAGUUGUUUAUUUUAAGGUUAUGUUUGGCAGAAUACAUAAUAAUAGAGUGUAUGGUUGCUUGUGCAUGUGUGUGUAUAAUGCAAAGACUUUCUUUUUGUAAUGCAUUUGUUUUAUUUUGAAAAUAUUGAAGAAAUCAAAUAAAAUCAAGAAGAACGACAUAAUUAGCUUAAGUCAUAACAUUUAAUUCUAAGUAAUAAUCAAAUAAAAAUCGAGCAGGCUUUGUAGCAACCAACUACAUAUGUACAUAAGUGUAUGUGCGCUGCAAUAGCAGCAAGCCGUUCAAUCGAAUGUGUUACAUAAGCUUAAGAAUUAAGAAAACCAAAAAAUUUACUUAUAUUUAAAUAUAUUUUUUUAUACAAUUUUUUCCAUUUUUCUUUACGCCCCACAAGUUGAGAAUUUAAUUUUACCAUUUUGUUUUAUUUACAUACAUACAUAUAUAUAUGGUGUAAAAACUGCAUUCGCAUGCGAAAUAAAUUGUGAAAAAGUUUAGCUCGCUGCCAAUGCAGUGAAAUGGUUGUAGAAAACGAGAAACUAUGGCGGCAUGCAAAAUUUGCGAAUUUGAAAACCAAAUUUGCAUAUUAUUGUGUCGAGCAAAGUACACUUGCGAUAUUUACUUUUAAAUUAUUAAUUACUAAUUAUCAUUAGCCUAGUAUUUAGGUAAUCGAUCAAUGUCCCUCCACUAUUUCUGGCAAAUACUUUUUUUAUUUCGUUUAAAAUUUUUAUAUCGAUUUAUAAUAUAUACAUACAUACAUAUAUAUAUAUAAUACAUAAUGUACACUUUUAAUGCAGGCAAUAAGCGAUAAUAAAUAUCUCGAUUCUUAUUUAAAGUAAAAUGAAAA
Messenger RNA from Bactrocera neohumeralis, 4293 nucleotides. RefSeq names its product transmembrane protein 134. The coding region runs from base 603 to 1133 and encodes 176 amino acids. NCBI's taxonomy places the organism in Eukaryota, Metazoa, Arthropoda, Insecta, Diptera, Tephritidae. The record is from RefSeq and is a predicted model, not a curated record. The transcript is spliced from 2 exons.